AAAAAGCACCCAAGGUUCUUUCAACCCUCCCUAUCUUCCUGCGCUUCUUUCUUCGCCUCUCCUGACCGAAACCCAAAACCCAAUGUGAAGAAGAGAGAUUAGAUGGCGACGUUGCAGAAAUUUAAGCUUCUCGCGACACAAUGCGCCACGGCGGCGAGGAGCCCAUCUCGGAGUCCCGCCCCCGCUGCGGCGGCCGCGGCCGCCAGCCCGGCCUUCCGCCUCCGUCGGCGGAAGACUUUGAGGAGGCUCCUCGGCCGGUCGUCGAGCCGGCAGCUGCUCGGCCUGGCUAAGCCAGACUCCGCCGGGGAGGCGGCGGAUCCGGGGGAGAAGAAGGGGCUUCUAAGCCGCACGCUCAGGGAUCUGUUCGUGUCCUCACCUCCGGCGGUAGGAGGGGAAGCAGGGGGUGAAAACGGCCGUGGUGGCGGCGGGGAUGAGGGUGGUCGUAGUGGCGUCGGGAGGAGGUUCGGGUUCGGGGGAUUGGGUGUCGGGAGGUUCGCCGGCCGGCGCGGCAGCGGCGGCGGCGGCGGCGGCCUGAGGUUCGGAUCCGGGAGCCUUCGGUAUCGCUUGCUGCGGCGGGCUUGGCGGCCCAUACUCGUCACCAUCCCUGAGUGAUUCUAAAUCAGAAGAAUAGUUUGAAAAAAAAAAAAAUGUGUAAAAACCGAGUGGUGGGACUUGGAGAUCGUCGGAUGUAUUUUUCGCUAUUUUUUCUUCUAGAUUUUUUUUUUUGUUUUUGGCUGCUGUUGUUGUAUGUGUUUCUUCGUAAAAGAUUCUGGUUUUUUCUUUCAGAGAUCUGGCACAAAAUGAAUGAUGGAAGCUGAUUCUUAGCUACUGAUGAGUUCACUCCUUGAUGACAGCGACCGAUACAUACAUGCUCCCUGUGUAAAAAUGUAACCAACGAACCAUGAGAAAUUUUACUGUUUCUCUUAACCCUAUGUUUAAGUGAAAAAUUAAAAUGUGGGGAUGGUGAAGCUACAUAAGUUGGUUUUCAUCUCAGUUUUAGUUGGUGGCUGUCAUGAAUUAUUUGUUAGGUCCAUGACUGGCUUUGGGUUAGAAUCUGUUUUAUUCCUGUGAUCAAGAGGUGUAUUUGAUUCACCAGCCCGCAAAAUAAAAUUGACACGGAUAAUGUCCCACAUGAUUAUGUGCAUAA
Messenger RNA from Elaeis guineensis (African oil palm), 1147 nucleotides. RefSeq lists its product as uncharacterized. The record is from RefSeq and is a predicted model, not a curated record. Lineage: Eukaryota; Viridiplantae; Streptophyta; Magnoliopsida; Arecales; Arecaceae.